AUGGUUUCUUCCUCCGACACAGGAGUAUCAGACACAGUGCACCCCACGGCGAUUGUGUCAGACGAUGAGAUGCCAUCCGAGGGAGACGUUUACACGUCAGACACCACGAGCACGGAUGACGAUGAUUUUCAACCGUUCGCUCUGCCAGACAUCGGAGUUGAGAUUCAGCCUGCUGAUGGCAUUCUUGCUGGGGAUCUCCCUCUUGCUGUGAUCCCUGCUCCCGCUCUUCUUGCUGCUCUUCCCGUGGCGGAUGUGCCACUCGAUGUCGUGUCUGAUGACGACAUUGAUCUUUUCGAGGAGGGUCCCUAUGAGGACGACUAUGAGGGUGGGGCCCCGAUUGAUGUUGAUGCUGUCCUUCCUAUUGCUGAGGCCCCUAUAGAGGAGGCUCCUCUUGGUUCACCUGGCCCAGACUCGUUGGAGUCUGUGGCAUCCGCGUCCUUUCACGACCAGGGUGUGCAGCAUCACUCUCCUGACGCUGAUCCCGACGUAGCGAUGUCAGCUGCACCUGGUCCGUUACACAAUUUUGAACUUGACCAUGAGAUCGAUGACGAUUUUGAUCCAGUUUUUCCUCCUGACUUCGAUCUUGAUCAUGAGAUCGAGUUUAUUCAUAUGGACCAGCCCUUAGAGGCGCCAGUGGCUCCCAUUGAUCCGUUGUUUGACAUUCCUGCCGAUUUUGAUAUGGACCUUGGUGACCCUGAGCUUGUCAUGGCCCCAGAGCCUGUUGUUGCUCCUGAUCCUGCACUAGAGCACGACCCUGUUCUUGAUGAUGCACCGGCCCUUGCACCACCCAUUGUUGACCUUCCCAUAGCUGCACCACCAGUGGUGGAUGAUCCUAUUGUUGAUGCACCUUUACAUGAUCCCGUGCCGGUAUUGGUUGACCGUGCAACUUUUGCUUCUCACAUUGAUCCUCGUUAUGCUGACACCCGUAACGGGUGGAUCGAGGAUGAUGACGACUACCAACCGUUUGUGCUACCUGUCACUCCUCCCGUAGCACCUGUUUCCGCACCCACUGAGUUCCCAUUGUUCCACCCACACACCACUGACGUCCAUCGCACCGAUCUUCCCAUCACAUUCCUCCAGGAUAUACCGCUACCUUGUCUAGGGAGGCCUUUCGCUCUGCCCGACUUCGGGGAUGAGGUUCAGCCCGCUGAUGGCAUUCUAGCUGGGGAUCUACCUCUUGCUGAGAUCCCCGCUCCUGCUCCACUUGCCGCAUUUCCCGUAGAGGAUUUGCCACUCGAUGUUGUGUCUGAUGACGACAUCGAUCUUUUCGUUGAGGGUCCCCCUGAGGACGACCAUGAGGGUGGGGCCCCGAUUGCUGAUGAUGUCGUCAUUACUAUUGCUCAGGCUCAUGUGGAGGAGGCUCCUUCUGAUUCACCUGGUCCAGACUCGUCUGAGUCUGUGGCAUCCGCUUCCUUACACAACCGGUGCGUGCAGCACUACUCUCCUGGCGCUGACUUAGACAUAGCGAUGUCAGUUGCACCUGGUGCACCUCACGAGUUUGAGUUUGAUCAUGAGUUCGAGGACGAGUUUGAUCCAGUUUUUCCUCCUGAUUUUGAUCUCGAUCAUGAGAUUGAGUUUAUUCCUGUUGACCAGCCCUUGGAGGCACCAGUGGCUCCUAUUGAUCAUUUUCUUGAUAUACCUGCCGACCUUGAUAUGGACUUUGUCGACCCUGAGCCUGUCGUGGCACCAAAGCCUGUUAUUGCUCCUGAUCCUGUACCGGUGCACGACCCUGUUCUUGUGGAUGCACCAGCCCUUGCACCUCCCAUUGUUGAUAUUCCCAUUGUUGCACCACCAGUGGUGGAUGUUCCUAUUGCUGAUGCACCCGUUCUUGCACCACCUGUCGUCGACCAUGCACUAUUUGCCACGCAUGUCGACCCUCGAUACGCCGACACCCACAAUGGGUGGAUCGAUGAUGAUGACUAUGCCCCGAGUUGUAAGAAGUCUACAGGUGUCCAUACAUGCAUGAGGGUUGAUUGGUGCAAUUGGGAGGUGGAAAUAGCUGUAAAACACUCAUAA
This is a messenger RNA of Helianthus annuus (common sunflower), 2016 nucleotides long. Its product is annotated as calphotin-like. The transcript is spliced from 3 exons. The record is from RefSeq and is a predicted model, not a curated record. Lineage: Eukaryota; Viridiplantae; Streptophyta; Magnoliopsida; Asterales; Asteraceae. The coding region runs from base 1 to 2016 and encodes 671 amino acids.